Ictalurus punctatus (channel catfish) is the source of this 3472-nucleotide messenger RNA. RefSeq names its product novel immune-type receptor 4 (gene nitr4). Bases 1323 to 2189 code for a protein of 288 amino acids. Gene Ontology annotation, biological process: response to bacterium. Lineage: Eukaryota; Metazoa; Chordata; Actinopteri; Siluriformes; Ictaluridae. The transcript is spliced from 5 exons. The record is from RefSeq and is a predicted model, not a curated record.
AGUAGUAGUAGUAGUAGUAGUAGUAGUAGUAGUAGCAGUAGUAAUAGUAGUAGUAGUAGUAGUAGUAGUAGUAGUAGUAGUAGCAGUAGUAAUAGUAGUAGUAGUAGCAGUAGUAAUUCCAGGUAACACUUUAUUUAAACUCUAGAGCCUGUUGUGUGUGAAAAUCCCAAGAGAUCAGCAGUUUCUGAAACAGGCCCAUCUAGCACCAGCAUCCACACCACAGUCAAAGUCACAGAAAUCUUUUCUUCUUAGAUGUGAACAUUAACUGAAGCUCUUGACCUUUAUCUGCAUGAUUGUGCUGUUAGAUGACUGCAUUUUUUAUUAGGUGUACUUGUAGUAGGAACAUUGCAUUCGGGGUAUUGGUUCUCAAGACUGGAGUUGAGAACCCCUCACAUACAGAGGCCUGAGUGUCUUACAAUCCUAAAAUGACCACUUUAGGAUUCUAUGGGUGAAAAUAUAGCAUGGGAUUAGAAAAAGAUUUUCCCUAGUACACUGUAACAAAAAAAGGAUUAAAAGUGUCUAUUCAUGACAAUUAUUCAUUCAUUCAUCUUCAGUAAACUAAGCCGGAAGUUAUCCCAUUGGAUCCAGGGCCUAUUGCAGGAACAGUGUGUACAGGGCAGGCUUAAACCCUGGAUCAGAGGCCAGAGCAAAAUACACACACACACAUUCACACACUCAUUCACACCGAGGGACAAUUCAGAGUACCCAAUCCACUUACAUAAAUGUUUUAUGGGAAGUGGAAGGAAAAAGCAGAAAUCCCAGAAGAAACCUCCCCACACAUGGGGAGAACAUGUGAAGAUCCGCAUAGACAGUAACCUAAGCUCUGGAUCAAACUGGGAACCCUGGAACUGUGAGCUGGAGCAGUGUUACCUGCUAUACCACUGUGCCAACAAAACAAUGAUGGCAACAUUAACACAAUCACUGUUAUUAAUUCUACUUAAGUUUGUGUUUGUUUGUUUAAUAUCCAUUAUCUGUGUUUAAUCACCAUGAAAAGAUUUUAUUUAUUUUUGUGUUUAUUUAUUUAUUUUUCAAGUAUAAUAGAUUGGCUAGACCUAAACAGACAGACAAAGAAAAGUGCAGUGUAGGAGUUUCCAGAGUAACCUCUUCCAAACUGGCCCAAAUAAAAAAAUCAAUCUAGAUGAAUAUGUCAUGUCACCCCCUGGUGUGCAGCCAAUCUCUGUCAACCAAAUCCUUCCUGCAUAAUAUUAUGAAGGUCUUAUUCUUUAGCGGAGUUUUUUUUUUUUUCAUUGCUUUUCACACCUGUGAAAGAAGACAUUGGGUUUUCAGCUACUGGCAUCCGUUGUUUUUGAGGCAUUUGUACUAUGCACAGUUCAAUCUUGUAUAAAAUGAUUUUAUAUUUUUUCCUCCUGCUGUGCACAUCUGUUGAUUGUUUAUACAUUGAAGAGGAGGUUUGGCAGGAGCCACUAACAAUCGCUGAGGAUGGAGGCAGUGUUAAGCUAACGUGUCUAUAUACAAAACAGCGAACGACCACAAUUAUAUGGCUCAGACAAAAGCUUGGAGAGAAGCCAUAUGUAGUUGCUACAUCAUAUCAGCUUCAACCUGCACAGUAUUAUAACAUAUUUGAAAAGAACGUCCGCUUUAAUGCAAGAAUCGGCCCUUCCAGUUUUAAUCUGAGCAUCUCAAACAUAAAACUAUCAGACUCAGCUACUUACUACUGCGCUGUCACGUUUCUUUAUGAAAUAACAUUCGGACAAGGCACCGUUCUAAUCGUGAAAGAUCAAUCAUUAAAAAAACGGACACAUGUCCAGCAGGACAUGGUUGAGAUGGUUGAGCCAGGAGACUCUGUGACUCAGUGUACGAUCGUCACUGAUCGCUGUGCAGGAGAUCACAAUGUGCACUGGUUCAGACACGGCUUAGGAGACUCUCAAUCAGGAAUCAUUUACACUCAAGGACAAAGCAGUGGUCAGUGUGAGAAAAGCUUCAAUGCUAGUUCUUCUUCACAGACGUGUGUUUACAGCCUUCCCAAGAACCUCAGGGUCUCUGAUGCUGGAACCUACUACUGUGCUGUGGUUGCAUGUGGAGAGAUACUGUUUGGGAAUGAAGCUAAGCGGAAUAUCAAAGAUGCGCAUUUUCAGAUUGAGGUUUUAGUCCUUCUCUCCAUCAUAAGAUCAGCUGUGCUUCUCCUCAUUUUUAUUAUUUGUCUACUCUGUACCUAUAUAGGUCAUUAACCAAAGGACUUUUCCUUCAGCCUGUAUUUGUAAAGCUGUAUGACUAUGCUUAUGAUUUUUUACAAAUCAUUGUAAGGUUAAGUUGACUUCUAAGUUCGACUUCUUUGCUUGUAUUUUCUCAAUUGAAAGUUGCUUUGGAUAAAAGCGUCUGCUAAAUGAAUAAAUGUAAAUGUAAAUGUAAGUUUGUUUUCCUUUCCUCAUAAUCUCAUUUAAUAUUUACUAAGGGAAAAAAAAUCAUGCUAUAAUUUAAAUGAUUGAUACAUGUUUUAUUCAUCAUUCAUCAAGAAUGAAGUAUUAUAUACUUUAUCUUUUAGAAAAAAACAUCAACAUAAACCUGAUUACUGCAAGUAUUAAAUGAUGUUGUACACAUUUAUGCUAACUAUUAAUGACUAUUAAAAGUCAUAAAAAAUACCUAGCAAAUCACCAAAUUGCUAAGAAUUACAUGCAGAGUUGUAAUGGCUUAUAAAUCCGACCAUCAAAGAAAAUUUUACCAGCCUAUAACUCCUAUAAUAUGUUAUGUUGGAAGAUAAAUUAUUUUUUCAAUUUGUUUUUGUAAAUAAGCUGAAAUGUUUUGAAAAUCAAGCUUAAAUAUUUGAAGAAUUGAGAUGAAAUAUUUAAAGAGUUAUGCUGAAAUAUUGUAAGAAUUAAGCUGAAAUAUUUGUGAAUACAUUUAUAACCCACUUAAUAUAUGUUUUUCUGCUGAUUUUUCACUGCAAUUAAAAAUCUUUGAUGUUGUUGAAUGAAAAAAUCCAAAGAAAUAUUCGAACAUCAAAUAACUAGUUUAACACAGACUUUGGAACACCAAGAUAUUUUGUUGUCUUGGUGAGAGUUCUUCUGUAUGUGCAUUAUUUGUGCUUCAAUAACAAUUUUAUCCUGGUCAGUGAAGCCUAUCCAUGGAACUCUGAACAAGAACAUGAUCUUUCUUAUUGUGACAAAGACACACAGUAGAUUUACAAAAAGUUUCACAAUUACACUUAAUGAAACCACUCUAAAAAGAGGUUUCAAUGAGAUUUCAGUUGGGGAAUUUCCCAAAUUUGAACACAUUGGUCUGCAUCUUCUGGAUAAUCAGUCCGUUUUUAUGGUGGAGCUCAGAGGUUUUUAUGAUUAUUAUUAUUAUUAUUAUUAUUAUUAUUAUUAUUAUUAUUAUUAUUAUUAUUAUUAUUAUUGUUGUUGUUGUUGUUAUUAUUAUUAUUAUUAUUAUUAUUAUUAUUAUUAUUAUUGCUGUUUAUUUAAUCUGCAUAGAUCUGUAUAUUUUACAAGGCUAUUGAAUUCCUUUGAACAUA